AAGCAUUUGGACAGAUCAGUGCGAGCGAUAGUGCGAGCAAUGUAGCGUUAAGUGGCUAUAUCUCACUUCCUAUGAGAACACAGUAAAGAUAUUCAUUGUAAGAAAUGCUUGAACGUUUGAAAGUGUACUCAGUAUAGUAUCGUUGAUUGUGACUUGCCUGUAUAUUUGGUUUUACUUCACAGUUACUGUCCAGUGGUAUUAUUCAGUUACAAGGAACACUUGCUUAAACAGGAAUAUAUAUAUCCGUGGAAUGUCAUCCGGAUGAAUAUGUGUCAUGUUAAACAGGAAACCGACCAUUCAUUAAAGGAUAUGCAAUUGUUGAGUUUCUGUGAAGCCUUGCUUUGAUUGUAUGCAGAAUGAAGGAGUGUUUACAAACAAUUGUUGACUCGAUAUAUUUAAAUAUAUUUAGCCAGACCUUGUUCGCAUAAAAUAAUUUAUUGUUUGUGAACUCGGAGAUAAAAUACCAUAAUAAGUGUGGCGAAAUGACCUUCUUCGAUAGUGAAGCUAUUAGGCUAUUGAAAAUGAUAUAACUUCCAAUGAGACAAGAAUGACGUCACCACUUUUCCGGCGUCUUUCUACUAACAGUAGAAACAGAGCUUUCAAAAUUGUUAUACUUGGACAAAAUGGAGUCGGAAAAUCAGCUCUGACCGUUCGGGCAAUCACCCGUAGAUUUAUAGGGGAUUAUGAUCCUUUCUUAGAGAACACCUACAGCUUUUCGUGCAAUAUUGACGGGGACACGGUUGCCAUGGAAAUCAGGGAUACAGCGGCUGAAGAUGAGAACAGCCGACUGGAGGCCAACAUUAAGUGGGCGGACGCCUUCAUCAUCGUGUACUCUGUCACCGACCGCUGUAGCUUCAACGAGUGCAGCAGACUCAAGAUCCUUAUUAACUCCUACGCGAAGAAACCGAAGUCCACCGGUCAAAACGCAGGGGCUUGCACUCCGAUUGUCCUCGUGGGCAACAAGACUGAUUGCCCACAGGAGCGAAUGAUCUCCCUUGAGGAAGGGCGGGAAAAAGCCUUUGAGAUGGGAUGCGUCUGUUUUAACGAGAUUUCAGUGAGAGAGGAACGCGACUCGGCCAUAAAUAUUUUGAAAGCGCUUUACAAACAAUGCCGGCGGCCUGGCCGUCGGGCUGAGCUUCAGCAAAGACUGAGUUGUCCUCCCCUUUCCCUUAGCAUUCCUUCGUCGGCCGACGAUAGCGCGGACGAUUACGCUGCUUUGGCCAGGCAACGAGGCCGACGAAAAGCUUUAUACACAAUCAGUUGAUAGAAUAACGCAUCAGAUACUAAAUGUGCAGCGGUUUGAUCUAUGCAUUUGUGCCAUUAUGUUACAAACUUUGUUCAAGCCUAUGGACUUUGCAACAUUCCAUUUCAAACGACUUUUAUUUUAAUUAGUUAAUAAUGUUGGGUGUAAAGCAAACUUCGGGGUUUAAAUAUCUAUGUAUUUUUACAAUAUAGCCAAUGGUUUCUAUGUUGUUGUUUAAUAUGUGUUCUCAUUUCGACAGCCUUUAAUUGAUCCCACCAUUUAUUGGUAUAUUAAACUUGUAAAUAAAAAACAUGUUUUGCUAUCUAAUUAAAGUGAAAUUACUACUCAAAAUCAACGAAAAUUUUGUUCAUUUUUUCGUAAAAUAAACUUUACCAACUAAAACUCAGUGUUCCAUAUGGCCAUUGCCGAAAUUUCAACGCCAGGUGUGGUCUGAUAAAACAGAUGUUUGUAGAUACAAAUGGUCGUUUUUAUUAUGGUUGGGCAUAUUUAAUUCUAUUUUAAUUUCCCGCAACGAUAUAUAUCCAUACGACACAUGAACACUAACAUGGUGUUCGUGUGUCGUAAGAAUGGAUAUAUUUGCGGGAAAUGAAAAUGGAAUUAAUUGUGUCACAAAUAAAUAAAAACGAGCAUUUUUUAUCUACAAAAAUCUAUGUAAUCAUACAACAUCUAGCGUUGAAAGUGUGGCUAUUGCUUUAAGGAACACUGAUUGUUUAGGUGUUAACCUUAUUUUACGAAAUAUUUCACGAAAUUUCGUUGAUUUUUUUAGCGUUAUAAAGACUUUAAAUGCGAACACCAUUAACAUGACACAAGGGACAAUAGUAAUGGCGUAAGAACAAGAAAGCCUCUGUGCGCUUCUUUCCCUUUAUUGUCCUUAUAAUCAACAGAAAGCUCGAUCUCCUUUCAAUUAUCGCACGAUGCUCUCAGCAUACACCGCUGCAAAAGGGCUCAAUGACCCUAUCUUUUCAAACCCAAGGGAGAAUAAAAGAUAAUUUAUUUCAAAACAUACAAAACCAAGCAUUGCGGGUUAGAUACCUGGUCCUGCAAUAUUUCUUGUAUCAUAAUUGGUAAUACAAUUAUUUCUACGGCCAUCCGCCCCUACCUUUGAUCCAUGAAUGGCAGUUACUGGCAUAAAAAUAAGUCUGCAGUAGUAGUUGAACAGCUUAUUCAGUACAAGUGAGACUCGAGGCUGUAUAUAACAACCAAUUCUUCGAAUUAAGAAUUAAGGGAGGACAUAGAACCCAAAUGAAUAAAACCAGCAUUUGAUUAUCUCAAGGCUACCAGUGAUAUUUAUGUCAUUAAGAAAAUAUUCAACAUGAUGAAUGACGUAGACUGAGUAGGUUAAUGUCAAGUUUGACUCAAAAUUAAAUAUAUUAUUGAAUAUUCCAAUUUAAUAAUAUUGUUCAUUCUAAGAAUGAAGUCUAAAAAUUUAUGGUAAAUACUAAAUACAGGCCCAGGUUAACAGACCACAAUACAAAUGAAAUAAAAAUUCUUGCAUCACCCUUUACAGAUUGCUCUGCAGCCUGGGGAGACGCUGCGUGACCUUCACUCCUGCCUGCGUAACCACCUGACACGCCACAACGAGGAGUUUGGCAACGUGGGGCUCUGACAUUUCAGACACCGACAAAAGCAUAGAUUUAAUGCAUGCUAUUUAAUAUAUAAAGAUAAAUAUUAUAAAGGUGACAUCCCACAGCACACACAUGAACUUAGACGAAAUAUCUUGAAAAACAUCCGCGCGAAAAUGCCGCGAUGCCGAAUAUCGUUCAUCACAUAAUUCCAGUUUCAUUCCAGACCGUGUGAUGCUGAUGGAUUUAAAUAUUUAAUUAUUUUGCUAUGAUUUAAAUUAAAUGUUUUACUUUUCA
Molecule: messenger RNA, 3123 nt
Organism: Dreissena polymorpha
Lineage: Eukaryota; Metazoa; Mollusca; Bivalvia; Myida; Dreissenidae
Product: ras-related and estrogen-regulated growth inhibitor-like
Exons: 4
Coding region: 548-1264 (238 amino acids)
Molecular function (GO): GTPase activity; GTP binding
Source: RefSeq, a predicted model, not a curated record